AUGAAUCAGUACCGUCACAAUGCCCGUGAUGACGCUUCCAAUUAUUAUGUGGACAAUAUAACUGCGGGUAAAAAUCGGAGGGAACAACGAACGGUUCUUGGCGGGGAAAAAACUUACUCUAAGAAAAUAUGGUCUUUCAAAUUGGAAAAACUGCGCAAAAGACCGCCUGAAAUUCAGCCGCAAAUGAAAGGUAUUUUGAAUUGCAGUGAUGCCAGUUUGGUUAGUGCAUUCAAAGUACACGAUCCCAGCAUUGCCAUAUUGGGUAAAUUAGAAAAUUCUUGUAAAUUGGGGAAAACAGUGCGACCCGCAACAGCCAAAGGAGAAAGUUUCUCGAGUGUUAUAAAUCGUGUUCGGGCCUUGUAUACGACACCUCUUAGCGAAAAUCCUUGUGAAAUAACUUUCCUGUAUAAGACGACAUUUGAAAAUGACGGAUUUUUGGCCAGUGUUUUGGAACAAUACGAUGUCUUAAAUACGGAAAUGCAAAUGUAUGAAAAGGUGUUGCCACAAAUGCAAAAAUCCCUGUGGGAUAUUGGAGAUGAGGAUCGGUUGUUUGCCAGGACCCUAUAUGUGGAUUAUUCAAAGAAGACAAUUUUCUUUGAAGAUUUGUCAGUGAAACACUUUGUUAUGGCCAAUCGUUUGGUGGGUUUGGAUGAAGAACACAUGCACUUGUGCUUGAGAAAAUUGGCCAAAUUCCAUGCCUCUGCUGCGGUGUUAAAUGAGAAAUUGGGUGGCACCUUGGAAAUAUAUCAAAGGGGAAUAUUCAAUCGCCAUGUUAAUGCAUUUGGUGGGUUCUUUGAAGCAGUCACUAAGGUGUGUGCUGAAUUUUGUUCAACAUGUCCGGAAUUGGGAGAUUAUUACACAAAGAAAUUAUUACGUUUGGUACCUCAUUUGGUGGAAAAUACCACUAAAUGUUAUGAUCCGAAAGAGGGCCAUUUCUUAACUCUCAAUCAUGGUGAUAUAUGGACAAAUAAUUUCAUGAUGCAGUAUGCCAAGGAGGGGAAGAAGCUUAAAGAUAUUUUACUUAUUGAUUUCCAAUAUUGCAACUGGACAUCACCGGCUGUGGAUUUGCAUUAUUUGUUCAAUACUUCAUUGGCGGAUGAUUUACUUUUUCACAAGCAGGAUUAUCUUAUAAAAUAUUAUCAUGAAGUUUUGUCGACAACAUUGAGGAAAUUAAAAUAUAAGCAACACAUUCCCACCCUGCAUGAAUUGCAGAUUCAACUACUGCAACGAGGAUUUCUGGCUGUUGCAACUUUAUUGGCGAAUCUCCCAUUGCUGACCAACGAUCAAACAGAAGAUGCCGAUUUUGAAUGCAUUCUGCUGGACAAUGAAAAAUCUCGACGAUUUCGCAAAGUUUUGUAUGAAAAUAAACGGGUGCAGAGUGUUGUAAUGGUUAUGUUGCCACACUUCGAUCGUUUGGGAUAUUUAGAUAUGUUGGAUUAA
This is a messenger RNA of Musca vetustissima, 1440 nucleotides long. RefSeq lists its product as uncharacterized. NCBI's taxonomy places the organism in Eukaryota, Metazoa, Arthropoda, Insecta, Diptera, Muscidae. The record is from RefSeq and is a predicted model, not a curated record. The transcript has 5 exons. Bases 1 to 1440 code for a protein of 479 amino acids.